Molecule: messenger RNA, 972 nt
Organism: Ostreobium quekettii
Lineage: Eukaryota; Viridiplantae; Chlorophyta; Ulvophyceae; Bryopsidales; Ostreobiaceae
Source: the annotation of a GenBank genome assembly
AUGUGCCUCAAGGGGCUCUUGGCCUUAGCGCUGCGAGUGAGCACGCCAGCCCCCAAGGAUCCGCACUAUGACCUCAAGUUCAACGGCACAAGCGGAGAGGGAGGGCAAGCAAAGGUGUUCAUAACGGCCGAGGAGCUCGAGCAGAUGAUGGCGUCGGAGAAGGGCGUGACUAUUUUGGACGCAAGGAACAAGAUCAAUCCUUUGGCGCUGUUGUUGAACCCCGGCGCGGGGUGGACAAUUCCGGGUGCAUACAGGGCGCACUGGUUGGAUUUUAUUGCCCCAGGCACACGCGACACCCUGCUGCCUGUUCCAGAACUGGAAAAGAUGUUUCGUGAUAGAGGAGUGUCAAAUGACGUGCCUGUCGUAGUGUAUGGAUCAUGGACUGAGGCAUGGGGGGAGGAAGGAAGAAUUUACUGGCAGCUUGACUGGCUGGGCCAUAAACAGACAUACAUUCUGUAUGGCGGGUUGUUUGCUUGGAAGACAAGGCGACAGCAGGGGCGGGGUCGCAGCGGAAUGGGAGACUUCGUGGCUCACCCGGUAGCCAACCGCACUAUCGAUGCCAACCAGAUCAUGACAAAGAUGGACUCUGAGCCAAGCACCUUGCUGCUGCUGGACGUACGAACGACAGCAGAAUAUGAAGGUGCAAAGCUUUAUGGAGCGAAACGUGGAGGCCACGUGCCUUCGGCAGUUCAUUAUGGGUGGAAGCGUGUUUUUACUGAUGAUGGCAGUGGGAACCUUAAGAAUCCUUCAGAGCUCCAUGAAGAAAUAUCAAAGAUGGGCAGGACUGAUGGAGUGAAAAUUGCUGCAUAUUGCACCGGUGGCAUCCGUUCAGGAUUCAUGUAUGCUGUGCUCAAGUGGCUAGGAUACAAGGAUAUUGCCAACUAUGCAGGUUCAUGGUGGGACUGGGCAAGCAGGGAAGAUUUGCCCAUAUCAACCGCAGCACCCGCAGCUCUUCCAGUUACCAAGUUGUAG